AUGCAAAAUAAACCAUCAUUCAUUUUAAGAAACCCAUCAGCUAAUAAAGGUACUGGUUUUAAUAAUGAAGAAAGAGAAAAAUUAGGAUUAAAAGGUUUAUUACCACCAAAGGUUGAAUCAUUACAAGAACAAUCAGAUAGAGCAUUAUCACAAUUUACAUCAUUUAAUACAAACUUGGAAAGAUAUAUUUUCUUAAAUUGUUUACGUGAUCGUAAUGAAACUUUAUUCUAUUAUUUAUUAAGUAAUAAUUUAGAAUUAAUGAUGCCAAUCAUUUAUACACCAACCGUAGGUGAAGCAUGUCAAAAGUUUGGUAAUGAAUUCCGUUUCGCCCAAGGUAUGUAUUUUGCAUCCCAAGAUAAAGGUAACAUUCGUGCCAUGAUGGACAAUUGGCCAGCCGAAGGUGUCGAUAUUAUCGUUGUUUCCGAUGGUUCACGUAUUUUGGGUUUAGGUGAUCUCGGUACCAACGGUAUGGGUAUCCCAGUUGGUAAGUUACAAUUGUACGUCGCCGGUGCUGGUUUCUGUCCAACCCGUACACUCCCAGUCAUUAUCGAUAGUGGUACAAACACCAAGAAAUACCUCGAAGAUAAAUAUUAUUUAGGUGAACGUCAUCCACGUAUCCCAGACUCUGAAUAUUACCCAUUGGUUGAUGAGUUCCUUGCCGCCGCCUUCAACAAAUGGCCAAAGGUUAUCGUCCAAUUCGAAGAUAUCUCCAACGACCAUUGCUUCAACCUCCUCGACGAAUACCGUAACAAGUAUUUAUGUUUCAACGACGAUAUUCAAGGUACUGGUAGUGUCAUCUUGUCAGGUUUCAUCAAUGCCGUCCGUUCCGUUCAAAAACCAAUCAAAGAACAUCGUAUGGUAUUCUUGGGUGCUGGUUCCGCUGGUAUUGGUGUUGCCGAUUGCAUUAUGUCCCUCUUUGAUGAAGCUGGCGUUAGCAAAGAAGAAGCCAGAAAGAGUUUCUGGUUCGUCGAUUCUAAAGGUUUAAUUACUACCACCCGUGGUGACGAAUUAACCUCACAAAAGAAACAAUACGCUCGUGAGGAUUACACCUACCAAUUGAAAUCAUUAUUAGAGGUUGUCCGUGACGUUAAGCCAACCGCUAUCAUUGGUUUAUCAGGUAUCGGUGGUUCAUUCUCUCAAGAAGUAAUUGAAGAAAUGGCCAAACACGUCGAGAAACCAAUCGUUUUCGCUCUCUCAAAUCCAACCACCAACGCUGAAUGUACCGCAGAACAAGCUUACCAAUGGACCGAUGGUCGUUGUAUCUUUGCCUCUGGUUCACCAUUCAAACCAGUCGAAUACAAAGGUAAAACCUUUGUUCCAGGUCAAGGUAACAAUAUGUACAUCUUCCCAGGUCUUGGUUUAGCCGCUAGCGUUUGUGAAGCUAAACAUGUCACUGAUGCUAUGAUCAUUACUGCCGCUAAAACUCUUGCCUCCUUUGUAGAAGACUCUGAAGUUCUCACUGGUAAAAUCUAUCCAGGUCUCCAACAUAUUCGUGAAAUCUCAACAAGAAUCGCCGUUAAAGUCAUUGAAAAAGCUUAUGAAGAAGGUAUGGCUCAAUUACCACGUCCAGAUAAUAUUGAAGCUUUAGUCAAAUCUCGUCAAUAUGUUCCAUCUUAUGAUAAAUCAAAAAAUUGA
This is a messenger RNA of Dictyostelium discoideum AX4, 1635 nucleotides long. It is a transcript of the gene malA, whose product is annotated as NADP-dependent malate dehydrogenase. The transcript has 2 exons. NCBI's taxonomy places the organism in Eukaryota, Evosea, Eumycetozoa, Dictyosteliales, Dictyosteliaceae. Gene Ontology annotation, molecular function: malic enzyme activity; malate dehydrogenase (decarboxylating) (NADP+) activity; oxaloacetate decarboxylase activity. Gene Ontology annotation, cellular component: cytoplasm. Bases 1 to 1635 code for a protein of 544 amino acids. The record is from RefSeq and is a predicted model, not a curated record.